Pipistrellus kuhlii (Kuhl's pipistrelle) is the source of this 1542-nucleotide messenger RNA. It is a transcript of the gene CYLC1, whose product is annotated as cylicin 1. Bases 1 to 1542 code for a protein of 513 amino acids. Lineage: Eukaryota; Metazoa; Chordata; Mammalia; Chiroptera; Vespertilionidae. Gene Ontology annotation, molecular function: structural constituent of cytoskeleton. The record is from RefSeq and is a predicted model, not a curated record. Gene Ontology annotation, cellular component: acrosomal matrix; nucleus. The transcript is spliced from 5 exons.
AUGGGACAAGCAGUAAACAUCAAACCAUAUGACAAGUCCAUGCCAAUCAGAGAAUCAAGAAGAAAAUUAUGGAAUCAAGAAUCCUUUACUUUGACAUUUUCCAAACCACCUCAGCCAGGUAGAAAAAAGAUAUCAAGACCUUCAGAAUUACAAAUCACAGUUCCUAAAAAUUCCAAGAAAAAUACUCACCCAUAUGAGACAACUAUAGAAUCCAAGGAAACAGGAAAUGAUAAAAAAUCUAAAAUAGCAAACAAAGAAGAUAAAACUCCAUCAAAAUCAUUACAUGCAAGUGAACUAUCUAAGAAGUCAAAGUACAAGUCUGGGAUAAAUCCAAAAUCCAAAAAUUAUCAGAAAGUCUUAAUACAUCCAAAAAAUAGUAGAACUUUUAAAAAUUCCAAGGAUACAGACAUUGAACCCAUAUGUACAAAAAAGGAUUCUAAGAGCUCAAAGAACAAUUUUAAUGCCAAAUCUGAGGCUUGCUCAAAAAAUAAUUCCAACAUGAAUUUAAUGCUUUAUUUAGAGGAGUCUGGUGCUGAAUCUAUGGAAUUCGAUAUGUGGUUAAAGAAUUACUCACAUAAUAAUUCAAAGAAGCCUGCAAAGAAAGACUCAAAGAAAAGCUCUGAUGCUGAAUCUGGAGAUUCAAAAGAUGCAAAGAAAGAUAAAAAAAAGAAAGGAGACAAGAAGAAGAAGAAGAAUGCAAAGGACACAGAGUCUACUGAAGCGGAAUCUGGGUCUGGACUGGAGUCAAAAAAAGGUAAGAAAGAUUUGAAGAAAGGUAAGAAACCUUCAAAGAAAGAUGACAAGAAAAAGGAUAUCAAGAAGGAAGUAUUGUCAACUGAUGAUGAUCCUGAAUCUGAAUCGAUCUCAAAAAAGGGUGAAAAAGAUGAAAAAAAUAAGAAAGAGUUAAAGAAAAGUGAGAAAAAGAAGCCUGCAAUGAAGUCUGAAAAGUCUAGUGAAACUGAAUCUGAUUGGGAGUCAAAAAAGGAUAAGAGAGAUUCAAAGAAAGCUACUAAAAUGCCAAAGAAAUAUUCCAAGAGAAAGGAUGCAAUGAAAAACAUAGACUCUACUGACACUGAAUCUGAUGUGUCUUUGAAGAAAGCCACAAAAAAGCCUGUAAUAAGCAAAAGUUCAGGUACUGAAUCUGAAGAGUCAAUGUAUAAAGCUGGGUCUAAAAAGAAAUUUGUUUAUGAAUCUGAUGCAACAUCUACAGAUUCAAAGAAGGAAGCACUGGAAAGAAAAAGAAAUGUUAAAAUGUCAUUCAGAAGGUCCUCAUUUAAAGGAAGAGGAAAAAGCACAAUUAUAGGUAGAGUUCCUCCAUCAAGAGAGAGUUCACUACCAUCUCCUUGCGAGCCUUUACACCUAUCACCUAAGAUCAAACAUAUCUGUCGGUGCAAGUUGGAUCCUCCAAAACCAAAACCAAGAUAUGCUCCUUUGCUAUCAAGAGCUCCUUUCCUUGUAUAUAGCCCCAUGGAUAUACAGGGUAACGAAGGCAUAGUGCAAGUCAGUGUAGAUGUUUGUGCGCUUAUCCUUACUGAGAUAUAA